AUGGCAAACCGGCUCAGCCACUACGAUGCAAUACUGAACACAGCGGACCCUUACAACGACUUCAACCGCCCGAAGACCGCCGCCGACAAGAAGAAAGACUGGAUCGGGAAACGCAAUACUUGGAUUGAAGCGGCCACCGGAGGACCGCUUCCGAAGCCUCGUGUAUUUCUGCAGCACCACCGUUUAGUUUGUACGGCACACGUCUGA
Molecule: messenger RNA, 207 nt
Organism: Soboliphyme baturini
Lineage: Eukaryota; Metazoa; Nematoda; Enoplea; Dioctophymatida; Soboliphymatidae
Source: the annotation of a GenBank genome assembly